AUGUCGGUGUCUUCGUACGGUACUCCUCGUGGCAAUGAGCUCCUUCCACUACGAGGAUCCAGCCAGCCAACAAUGCAGGAGAUGUUCGGCUCCCGGGUCCGGGACUCACGUUCCAUUUCUGCAGAUCAAGCUUUAAUUCACAUGAUCAAAGUGAUGAUGGGCACCGGUAUGCUUUCGCUUCCUCUGGCUUUUAAGCAUUCAGGACUCUGGCUUGGCCUGAUUUUGUUGGCUUGCAUUUGCUUGAUCUGCAUUUACUGUACUCGUCAACUAAUCUAUGGACAACACUACAUAACAUAUAUGUAAGCCAAACUUCUGCCUUCAAAAAAAAGUUGUGUUUAGUAAAAGGGAGCAGCGAAUGGACUAUGCAAAUGUGAUGCGAUGUGCUGUAGAAUUAGGCCCCAGUUGGAUAAGAGGUCAUGGAUAUCUUUUCAAGCAAAUAGUCAACGUGAAUAUGUUCGUCGCCCAGUUCGGGUUCUGCUGUGUCUAUUUUGUUUUCAUGGCGGAUAACCUGAAGCAGUUCUUUGACCAAACCUCUUCCAUACACAUUUCUCAAGCAGGAUGGAUUGCCUUGCUUCUUAUUCCGAUAAGUGCUCUCUGCACGAUUCGCGAACUGAAGGCCCUUGCCCCUCUGGCUGCGAUUGCUAACUUCGUGUACCUAAUUGCUGUUUUCAUAGUUCUCGCUGAUUUGUUUUCGGAAUGGAAUCCUUGGCAAUCUCUUCCAGCAUUUGGAUCAGUUGUAAACUUACCAUUAUUCUUCGGUACCGUCAUGUUCGCAUUCGAAGGAGUCGCCGUGGUUCUCCCAAUCGAAAACCAAAUGAAUGAUCCAAUUCAUUUCAUAACUCCUAAUGGGGUCCUCAAUACUUCCUGCAUUUUGGUACUCUUGGUCUACAUGACAGUUGGCUUUUUCGGAUUCUUAAGAUAUGGUGAUGAUAUUAAGGAUACAUUGACUUUGAACCUUCCACAGACGGCGUAAGUGGUUCAAAAGUCCUAGUGUAACGUUCUUUUUUUGUAUAUCAGAUUUUACCAAGCUAUUAAAGUGAUGUUCGUCCUGUGUAUUCUUGUUUCUUAUCCGCUGCAAUUCUAUGUUCCAAUGGAAAGAGUCGAGAAAUGGAUUAAGAGAAAGGUAACGUCAUUUCACGCAAACACAUGGGUCACUUUCCCGGAAGGCAGCUUUAUCGGCAUUCGAAGGUGUCGUGGAAACUGAACAUAUUUUUGGAAAAGUUCAAAAUGGGAAAUUCAUGUUCCCAAAGUCCUAAUUUGGAAAAUUUUCCUUAAAUUUGCUUUUUUAGAAAAGAGUCUACGGGAUGCGUUUUUACGGGAGGAGGAGUCUUUCAAGUCUUCCUAUCAAAACAGGCUACCAAAUUUGACUUAAAAUGACCAUUGGCCGGCAAUAGGGGAUCUUCUCAAAGCGCGCCGCAAAAGCCUCAGAAGACAGAAGUUUUUGUAAAAAUGGUUAAAGGUGUCGUGCACUAAAAAGAUUUUAAAAAGAAGUUCAACGUGGGGGAUUUAUGUUCCCAAAGUCCCAAAUUCAAAAAAAAAUUUCCUGAAUUUUUUAUAAUCCCUCACUUUGAAGCUCAUUUCAAAAACAGGUAAUUUUAUAGUGCACGACAUCUUUAAAUGGGUCGUGAGAGAAAUUUGCAAUCUUCAAAAAAAAUACUGACUGGGUUUAAUCUUUAGUGGCUAACCAAGUCAUAACUUAUUGAUAUUGGCUCAUUAACACUGUUUGAAGGUUGUCGAAGCUAAGCAAGAGCCAAUGAUCUACGCAAUUCGUUUCCUUGGAGUCGUUCUCACAUGUAAAAAAUCGUGAAAACCGUCAAUUUCGGAAAUUUCGAUUGUUUCAGGUGCGAUGGCUCAACUCAUUCCUCAUUUGGCUCUGUUCAUUUCUUUGGUUGGCAGCGUGGCUGGAACAUCUCUAACUCUCGUAUUCCCACCGCUUAUUGAGCUUCUCUGUUGUUACUCCAGGUUUUAUUCAUAUAUACUUGAAGUGAAAAGUGAUGGAGAGUGCUUUCAGACAAGAGCUCACAACAUGGGUCUGGCUCCGAAACAUUGGGCUCAUGUUGUUUGCUUUGGUUGGCUUCACAACUGGAACUUACGCGAGCAUGGUUCAAAUCGUUGAAGCUUUUGGAAAGUCAGAUGUCUAA
Molecule: messenger RNA, 2141 nt
Organism: Caenorhabditis sp. 36 PRJEB53466
Lineage: Eukaryota; Metazoa; Nematoda; Chromadorea; Rhabditida; Rhabditidae
Source: the annotation of a GenBank genome assembly